CGGCCGCCUUGUCCCAGCUGUGACGCCCCCCGCCCUUCCCUUCCUUGGGCAGCAUUCUCCAACGCCUAGGUGGUUUCUCGCGGCCCCUGCUCUGCUCACUUCCACUGUCGGGGACGCGGCCUGAUGCACCCCACCCUGCAGGAAAUGACCAUUGCAGAACUAGAAAAUGGACGUUGGAGUCAGGUGCCUACACCCACUUUUCUAUCACUUACUGUGCAACUGUGACUUUGGAUACGUUUCCUAACCCCUCACCCUCGGUACCCUCAUCUGUAAAAGACUUAACAGUACCAGCGCGGUAGAGUUGGGGGAUUAGAUGUGAUCACUCUCCUUACGUGCUUACUUAGCCUAAACCUGCCCAAUAAAAGUCCGCAUUUACAGCACUCCUUAGUCUGGCGUCCGGGGGAGUGGGGCAGAGAGGGGACAAGGAAAUAGGGUUAGCAGGUUACGCGGGCCGAGCAGGAACUCUGCACACCAAGAGAAAAAGCACGACGGAAUUCCUGCAACCCUUGGAAAACCAGCACUUCUCCCAAGAGCGCCGGGGGAGACCCAGCUUCUGGCCCUUCUAGCCAAAGCGACUCUGUGGUCGAACCAUAGAGAGGCGGAAGUGGUCCGUCCCCUUCCUCUCCCGGGCCAACGGCUUGGCGAAGCUUCUGGGGAUUUCUCUAGCGCGGGGCAUUGUGGGGUUGCUGGGCGGCCUGAACAAGGAGAAGACAGACGUAUCCGGCCGCUGCUGAAUAAGCAUCCAAGAUGAUGCCCACACCAGUUAUCCUGUUAAAAGAGGGGACUGAUAGCUCCCAAGGCAUUCCCCAGCUUGUAAGUAACAUCAGUGCCUGCCAGGUGAUUGCUGAGGCCGUAAGAACCACCCUGGGCCCCCGUGGCAUGGACAAGCUCAUUGUGGAUGGGAGAGGCAAAGCAACAAUUUCUAAUGAUGGGGCCACAAUUCUGAAACUCCUAGAUGUCGUCCAUCCUGCAGCAAAAACUUUAGUGGACAUUGCCAAAUCCCAGGAUGCUGAGGUUGGUGAUGGCACCACCUCAGUGACACUACUGGCUGCAGAGUUUCUGAAGCAGGUGAAACCAUAUGUGGAGGAAGGUUUGCACCCACAGAUCAUCAUUCGAGCUUUCCGUACUGCCACUCAGUUGGCAGUUAACAAGAUCAAAGAGAUCGCCGUGACUGUGAAAAGGGCAGAUAAAGUGGAGCAGAGAAAACUGCUAGAAAAGUGUGCCAUGACUGCUCUGAGCUCCAAGCUGAUCUCCCAGCAGAAAGCCUUCUUCGCUAAGAUGGUGGUGGAUGCAGUGAUGAUGCUUGAUGAUUUGCUGCAACUUAAAAUGAUUGGAAUCAAGAAGGUACAAGGUGGAGCCCUAGAGGAGUCCCAGCUGGUAGCUGGCGUCGCAUUCAAGAAGACUUUCUCUUAUGCUGGUUUUGAAAUGCAACCCAAAAAGUACAAUAAUCCAACAAUUGCGCUUUUAAAUGUUGAGCUCGAGCUGAAAGCUGAGAAAGAUAAUGCUGAAGUUAGAGUCCACACAGUUGAGGACUAUCAGGCAAUUGUCGAUGCUGAGUGGAACAUUCUGUAUAACAAGUUAGAGAAGAUCCAUCUUUCUGGAGCCAAAGUCGUCUUAUCCAAACUCCCCAUUGGGGACGUAGCUACCCAGUACUUUGCUGACAGGGACAUGUUCUGUGCUGGCCGAGUACCGGAGGAGGAUCUGAAGAGGACAAUGAUGGCCUGCGGAGGCUCAAUCCAGACCAGUGUGAAUUCUCUGUCAGCAGAUGUGCUGGGUCGCUGCCAGGUCUUUGAAGAGACACAGAUUGGAGGCGAGAGGUACAAUUUCUUCACUGGCUGUCCCAAGGCCAAGACUUGCACCAUCAUCCUCCGCGGUGGCGCUGAGCAAUUUAUGGAGGAGACAGAGCGGUCCUUGCAUGAUGCCAUCAUGAUUGUCAGGAGGGCCAUCAAGAAUGAUUCAGUGGUGGCUGGUGGCGGGGCCAUUGAGAUGGAGCUCUCUAAGUACCUGCGGGAUUAUUCAAGGACCAUUCCAGGAAAGCAGCAGCUAUUGAUUGGGGCUUAUGCCAAAGCCUUGGAAAUUAUCCCACGCCAGCUGUGUGACAAUGCUGGCUUUGAUGCCACCAAUAUCCUCAACAAGCUGAGAGCUCGGCAUGCCCAGGGGGGCAAGUGGUAUGGGGUGGACAUCAACAAUGAGGACAUUGCUGACAACUUUGAGGCCUUCGUGUGGGAACCAGCUAUGGUGCGGAUCAAUGCCCUGACUGCAGCCUCUGAGGCCGCAUGCCUUAUCGUGUCAGUAGAUGAAACCAUCAAGAACCCUCGCUCGACAGUGGAUGCUCCCCCAGCUGCUGGUCGUGGGCGAGGUCGUGGCCGGCCCCAUUGAGAAGCACCUCACUCCUCACCUGAGUGGCUGGCAGGCUGGCUGUAGGGUGCACUACUCUCCUGUCUUGGGUCGUUGCUUUUACAGGGUGGCGCAAUCUGUUCUCACUGAAGUUUAUUUAAAUAAAACUUGAGACUU
Molecule: messenger RNA, 2514 nt
Organism: Talpa occidentalis (Iberian mole)
Lineage: Eukaryota; Metazoa; Chordata; Mammalia; Eulipotyphla; Talpidae
Gene: CCT7
Product: chaperonin containing TCP1 subunit 7
Exons: 12
Coding region: 748-2379 (543 amino acids)
Biological process (GO): protein folding
Cellular component (GO): chaperonin-containing T-complex
Molecular function (GO): ATP binding; ATP-dependent protein folding chaperone; ATP hydrolysis activity
Source: RefSeq, a predicted model, not a curated record